UAGCUCAAAUUUUUUCACGUUGGUGGGUUUAUUUCUCACAGUCAAGAUAUGGCAUCUUGAUCUAACCACUAUGAAUGGCUAACUGAGAAUUUCCAGGGCUUUCGAACGCUUCAUUUUUGGCACACUCGCUACCUGCGACACAGGUUUCUUUACAUUACUAUGUCCUUCUAAGUUCAGCACAGUCAAGUAUCGUACUUGAAUUCCACGACCUUAUACCUUUUGGUACAUCAAAAGGAUUGAUCGAUCCACAUAAGAAUUGGGAUCUAGUUUAUUUCAAAAGACUUGGGUUAAAUACAGCUGCUUUUCAUAAGAAUGAGUGCACAACACGCGCGCCCAACGACCCGACGACCUCCUCUUGGAGAAGCAACCCGGCGGGUCAACAACAAUCAAUCGAGUAGUCAAAAGUUACAAUCAAAAUCUACACCAACAAAUCAUGAUAGUUUACGACAAGAUGGUUUACUACAAGUUUAUAACCAGGCUUCUCCUUCUCCAAGCGAACAAUAUCCAUACCGUGACGAUCCUCGGAUGGGCUCUCCUGUGUCCAAUGUCGUCAAUCCUAGGCUCUCUGCUAUAUCGAAAGAGGCUGCGACGGAUUCCAAACGAAGUUCCCAAAUCUCGACCGCAUCCUCCGCGACUUCGGAUGGUAAGAACAUCAAGAAGUUUAUUGGUCCUUGGAAGCUGGGUAAAACCUUAGGGGAGGGUGCAACGGCCCGGGUACGUCUUGCAAAGAACAAAAAUACACAUCAAAUGGCAGCUAUCAAGAUCGUCCAAAAGAAGAACGCCCAAUUAUCUCAGGCGGGAAGUCUUGCAAACCUGGAACAUUCGGAACAGCUACGUGAUGAAGGCGAUGGAGUGCGGAGGAUGCCUGUAGGAAUUGAGCGCGAGGUAGCAAUCAUGAAGCUUAUUCAGCACCCGAAUAUCAUGAAGAUUUAUGACAUUUGGGAGAAUCGUACCGAAAUGUAAGCUCCGUUCCCAAUUUGAGCUAAUUUAGUCUCUAACAAUGAGCAGAUAUCUAGUUCUUGAGUAUGUUGACAAUGGCGAGCUUUUCGCUCAAAUCGCGAACAAUGGAAGACUGUCCGAAGAGGUUGCAAUGAAGUAUUUCCGACAACUUUUGAGUGCUCUGGGAUAUUGCCACUCAUACAAUAUCUGCCAUCGAGACUUGAAGCCCGAAAACAUCUUGGUUACAUCGACUGGAGACAUCAAAAUCGCGGACUUUGGAAUGGCUGCGCUACAUCAAGGCCCAGAUCACAAAUUAAGAACUUCUUGUGGAAGUCCACAUUAUGCUGCACCGGAAUUAGUUGGCGGACAAAAAUACCGUGGGGACAAGGUUGAUAUAUGGAGCCUGGGUGUAAUCCUCUAUGCUAGCUUAUGUGGACGACUCCCAUUCGACGUUGAGGGUGUUGGCAAUGAUAGAGAUCGUCUUAAUCCAUUACUCAGCAAAAUUCGAAAAGGAACCUAUGAAAUGGCCCCAGAGUUCACCAAAGAGGCCGCAAAUCUAAUUUGGAGAAUAUUGCAAGUAAAUCCAAAGGAGAGAAUUGAGCUCAGACAGAUCUGGAAGCAUCCUGUGGUUAGGAAGUACGAUUAUUUGGACAACCUUGGUGGCGGUGAAAGCCUCCCAUCUCUUAACCUGAAUGAUUGCGGACAGCCAGUGCUACGCCGCAGCGAUGUUGAUAAGGAUCUGUUAAGGCAACUGUGGUCUAUGUGGCACGCAUACUCCGAAGAUCAGCUUAUUGAAGCACUUUUGAGUCAGAAGUGGGUUGCCUCAGCUACUUUGGUUUUUAUGAUGCGUACGCUAAUAAAGACAUAGACCGAACGAGCAAAAGCUCUUCUACACCUUACUGUUAAGAUACAGAGAUGCCCAGCUUGAAAACUAUGAACCCGAGCUGAAUUAUUCCAACAGUGAUUAUCAUCACAUUAGACCACCCACAUUGACAAAAACAUAUUCUACUUGUCACUUCCCACCACAGACAGGAAAGGGUCAUCGCCGCCAACAGCCUUCCAGGUUUACUGUAGUUAGUAAUAGAUCCGAGAACACUUACGAUCCUUUCAAUGCUUCUCGGCCACAGCACCUUGAUUCAUGCAGAUCUGAUGAUCAAAUAAAGGUAACCGUUCAUGCCCCUCAGAAUGACGAACAUAGCCGGUACAGACCAACCUCUCGAAUGACAACUUCCAGGUCCGUCAGCGAUCGGGGUAGACUACAAAAGCCCGUAUCUCGGAUAUAUGCGUCCCGGAGUUCACUUGCUAGCUCUACACGAAGUCGAGGAAGUGCCCAUUUCCGAGCUACGAUGGGACACAAACGUGGUGUGGAUUUCUCACACAUCAGGAGACGAUCAUUGAGUAGCCAAAACAUCAUAUCUGGGGAUAGUUCGUUGGGUUCCACGGGAAGAAGGGCGGUAGGAGCUGACAAUGGAGCCCCUCCGCGUCCUGAUUUUGAGCAUUCUACCUCAACACGUUACAUCAGGUCGAGAAAGCCGCAAUCAACUAGUACAAAGAUUACUACUACCACCAUACAAAAAUCAGGACGGGGCAGUAUAUUAUGGAAAGAAGAUGUCCGUCAACUGAGCAGCAGCUUGGCCAAAGACUGCGAUGAAGCAUUCAAUAGAUCUACGGUCGUCCCUUCGACGGGCUCCCAGAAUAAGUCACGAUUUCCUGUGACCCCAAGCGUGGCUACUCGUACUUCAUCGCCUAUAAUCAAUGUGUCAGAGACAGGUCGAAAGGCUAAGCACGAUUCUCUAGACUUACGGCCGCUACCCCCACCACCUGCUCGAUCAGAUUCUGUCAGGAAGGAACUCCUGGAAGCGCGCAAGCAAGCUACACUUCGCCUGACUUCUGGAGAAGAUUCACCUGGAUACAUAGAUCGCAUGGUAUCACAUAUUGAUCGUCUAAUAUUACCUCCAUCUCAAUCCCCUUUGCAAACACGCCAAGAUCGUCGAAUAGUGUCUGCACCCGCGGAUACGAAACAGAGGAAUCCUCCGCGACCAUUACCCGCGAUUAAUGAGGCAUAUGCAGAAGAUCUAUCUCCCCGAAAGGUCGAAUCUGAUCGUAUUGCAUCAGCUCCUGAACCUCGUACAUUGAAGAAGAGUUCAAACUACUUUAAUGAGAGAGAAACAAUACGGGUAGUCAAUGCCUCUGCUGCGUCUUUUAGUCCUGUUAAAGCUCCAGCGCCACUCACAAUCCGAAAGAAAAGCUCGCAAGGUGGUCAAACAAAGACCAAAAUGGGACAAUCAGGACCAGAGCCUCUCGACAACUCUAUCAGGAACCAAUCAUCUGGUCUGGGAUUGCGACAACAAUAUUCUGCUGGCUCGAAGGUGGAUGUUGGUCCAGAAUUAUCUCGUAUUGAGGAGGACUCUAACAUGGACGAUUCAUUUGCUCAGGACAGUAAUGCAGGCACCAUAGUAAAGAAGCGUUCAGGCUGGUUUAGGCGUAAUUCCAAAGCUAGUGAUGAGGGCGAGUCUAGAAGUUCCUCAAUUGUCGGAAAUGACACCAUGCUAUCCCAAUCAUCAAGCAAGAGUGGUGGCCGGAGGUCAGAUCCAGAGGAGCUUCCACCAAUGCCACCCCCAAAGAAAAAGGGAUUCAAUCUUGGUAGGCUCUUCAAGAAAAAACAACCAAAAACCGGCAUGACUGUUGCUAGUAAGUAUAAGUUUUAUCGCUUGGCAUUGAUAGUACUGACAGGCUCAUAGCAAACGAUAUGUUCGACGAGGAUAUGAGUAUUCAAGAAUCUAUUGCAGAUCCUCGACAACAUCGCCCGAACCGUACACAACAGAACAUGAGAGCACGCCAGAUCGAGCCUCAACAGAACUGGCUAGCCAAAUUAUUCCAUGUGAAACCCGCUUCGAAAUUCAUUUGUUUCUCCGUUUCGAAACGUGCCGCAAGAUUAGAGAUUGCCAAGGUACUCAAAGACUGGAAAAGAUAUGGCAUUAAAGAUGUUCAGGUCGAUAAACAAAGGAACAUAGUCUUUGGCAAAGUUGGUGCAGACAACUGUAAGUUCCUCCUACUCCUGAAUCAUAUGGAAUAUUCACUCACAUCGUAUAGUCUUGAAUUUGAAAGAGGUCUCAUUCGCCGCCGAGAUCUUGACUGUUUUCGAGCAUUUGGAUCGUGGCAAAAAGACCAAUCUCGCUGUAGCACGAAUUACACAAGAAAGAGGUGCAGCGAGCAGCUUUCAUAAAGUUGUGGAAACACUAGAUUCUGUCCUACAAGUUCGUGGAGUUCUCGUCAUGGAUGAAGAAAAGAAGAGAAUGAUGGUGAGGACUGUCAACUCCAUGAUAACAGAAACCGCUGUUAUCUCUUAGUCUCCAACCACCCACCUGGAAUCUACCAAUUUUCGAUAUUUUCGAUAUCGUUAAUACCCCACUUUGGACAUUUUGCGUAUGGGAUAUAUUUCUCUCCGCAUGCUUGAGUUUGGACAUUCUCGAAAUCCAGGUUUAGCAUACAGCAGUAUUUGGAUGAUACCUGCUUCUUUUUUGUAGAUAUACUAUGUUCAGUAUAGUGAGUUUCUUUGGCAUUUUCAUGGAGCGGUGGAUUUUCGAGUUGCUUUGCUUUGAUGGAGUUGUAAAAAGUAACUUAUUAUUCAUCAUAGCGAGCGAAAAUGGGGUAGAAAUAAUGAUAGAUGGAGGUUUCAAGGCGGCCAGAGUCAAUUAAGAGAUGCAGUGAAAGCGUUCAGAGUUGUUGAUUCUUUACUUUGAAAUAGGGUAAAAUGGGUUCUUUCCGCUUAUGUACUUAGGACUUAGGAAAUAAGAAAUUC
Messenger RNA from Sclerotinia trifoliorum, 4741 nucleotides. The record is from the annotation of a GenBank genome assembly. NCBI's taxonomy places the organism in Eukaryota, Fungi, Ascomycota, Leotiomycetes, Helotiales, Sclerotiniaceae.